Molecule: messenger RNA, 684 nt
Organism: Miscanthus lutarioriparius
Lineage: Eukaryota; Viridiplantae; Streptophyta; Magnoliopsida; Poales; Poaceae
Source: the annotation of a GenBank genome assembly
AUGGGCCUCAAGGAGCAGCGUCCGCAGCUCGACCAAACUGAUGAUGCCAUCAACUCACCCGCUUCUGUUUCUGACGACCACCACCAGGGACCGGGCAUCCCCCGUGUCUCAAGCUGCAGCACCGACAACGAUUCUGGCCUUCCACUUUGCCGGGUCUGUCAUUGCGUCGAACCCGAUCUGAGAGGCGAGUCCGCCCUCGGAUUCUUGGGCAUCGCGCCGCCUUCCCCUCCCAGGACUGACACUGACUCCACCACCACGACGUCCACCAGCAAGGUUGCCAUCACUGGGCCAAAGGAUGAUGCCAUCAGUGCUCCCAGAUUUGUUGAGUUCGUAAGCCCCGAGGGGGAAAUAUUCGUGUGCGCCACUGACGUCGAAUCAGGCCCCCUGCACCAGCAUGACCAUCUUGUGGAUCUAGGGUGUUCUUGCAAGAACGACCUUGCCCUUGCGCAUUAUGCCUGUGCGUUGAAGUGGUUCAUCAGCCAUGGAUCCACCACGUGCGAGAUAUGUGGAACUGUUGCUGCAAAUGUAAGGCCUCAGGAUUUCAACAAGGUUCUCGCGUCCCUCAAGGAUUAUGAAGCUCUCAGGGAAAGGACAUCCACAGGGGAAAUCUCAUACUUGCAGCAUGGGGCAGAUACUGGUGUUGAUCCAGGCGCCGUCAUGGCGAUACUGAAGGCAGCGGCUUAG